Molecule: messenger RNA, 654 nt
Organism: Durusdinium trenchii
Lineage: Eukaryota; Dinophyceae; Suessiales; Symbiodiniaceae
Source: the annotation of a GenBank genome assembly
GCUAGUGAAGGAGAAGCCGGAGAAGAAUGAAGAAGUCAACCUGAUCCAGUUUUGGAAAAACCACAAGGGAUGUCUACGAGAAGAAGCAACGAUGAAGUGUGGCAUCAACAGCAUUGACAAGCUUGAUGCAGUGCUUUCCUUUCUGGGUGUGGGGAAAGAAGAAAUUCCAGGGUGUCCUCCCCUGAAAGACUUUGAAGAGUUGCUGAAGAAUAUUGGAGAUGGACAGUCACUUCGAAAAUGUAAUGGUCACAGCUCUUCCAGUGACAAAGUUCAACUCAUGGCAUGGACACUGAAAGAGGCCUUGGCAGAGCGCGACCGCCAGGCUUUGUCACACGCUGAGACCAUUUCUUUGGCUCGGGAUGCCAGGCAUAAUCGGCUUUUAGUCCGAUUUGCUUGUGUUGACUCAAAGUUUCAGACGCACACGGGCGUCGUUGGCCUGAUCAAGGACAGUGGUGACAGGGCUGGGCAAGUGGUUGGUGCAACGCGUGAGGCCUUGAAGCGCCUUUGCACCCCCAAUGACAAGCCACCUCGAUGGUAUUGUGGUCCAGCAGCAACCCAUGAUGCAGGCUUGAUGAAACAUAUUAUGGACAAGACAGAGUUGAUCACUACAGACGCUGCUGAAAAUGAACUUGUGGCUGGGGACGUUGGAAGGGG